UAGAUGUUAAACACUUUGCUGUGUAGAUCUAGUGGCUUUAAACGAUAAAUGUGUAUUUUAGUCAGUGUAAACUAUUUCUUUUGUAUUUGUUGAUGGGAGAGUUUAUUUCGUGGUGUUUCGUCAUGUUCUACCCGGCUCACUUGUAUCAUACGGUGUGUUUCGGAACUGUAUGUCAAGUGUUACCUGUCCAACAUGCGAUGAAUGUCUCCAGCAUACAGUGACAGAGGAUCCUGGGACAAUGGACGUCUCAGCUGUCAACGUCUUGAAACGGAUCUCUAAACGACAGCCCUUUAAUUUUAUUGCCGUCAAUUUGCUGGCCUGAUCUUACAGUGCAAGUAGUCUUUCAAGAUAUACACAGAGGGAGGUUUUCUGGUUCGGAAAUAAACGUUGUUAUAGAACUAGUGAAAUUAUUACAGACUCGUGACAUGAUAUUUAAUCCCUAAAAAGAACUGUUUUGUGUUAGUAUAUGUGAAAAGUUUUUAAUCGGAAUUUAAUAUCUUAGAAGGGAUUGAUUUUUGUGUGUGAGGAGCUUGGUCAGUCGUUUUAUGGCCAUCUAGCUUGAAUAUGGAUCAUAUUAUAAUGAACUGAUUUGGAAUGAGAAACGCUUCCAAAUUUUGUAAGGAUAUCAUGAAUGUGAUUCAUCUUACAUUUCUUUCAAGGAAUUAAUGUUUGUGUGAAAACACUGCCAACUGUUGAAGGGCCAUCAUGGAUAUGGGCCAUCUGUACCACGACGCCUACUUCAGCAGCAUGGCCAUCGAGCUGGCCGUCAAGGAGAGGCUGAAGACGAGGGAGGUCAACGCUAGGGAGGAGAGGCACUUCGAGCACGUGAGUCAGAGCUUCGACAAGGCCAAGGCCAUAUGUGAGAGGAACCGGACGUUUGAGCGAUGGAGAGUUGGUCAAUCUCUGAGGACGAUCAGCGAGAGGACACCAGACCUGGACAGAAGUCUGGCCAUCGAACGGGCCAGGGUGGAGAGAGCCAUCAUGGAGGGGCGUGGUCAAAGACCUGUGGAGGACUUACACUCUAUACACAGGUCAAAAGGCCAAAGAAAGAAACGAGCCAGGCAGUUGGAGAAACUGGAGGAAGACGUCAAGCCACUCAACACAGACCUACAGAGGAAUCUCCACAAGGCAACAGACUUCACCAAACGCAGUGAACACGCGGUUAAAGCCCUGGCCAGGCUAAGUUUCCGACAAGAGAUGAGACGUCUGGAACACGAGAGGUUCAAGCAGGAUCUCCUCGCCUUCAGCAAGCCCCUGAUCGAGAGGGCGCGGGUCGUCCUCAAAGGUCGCGAUGACCUGGACGUGGACCAGUUCCUGGAAGAGUUCCAGAAUUACGUCCACGGCGACCCCCACGGCAGUGUUGCGGUCAGUCGCACAGCGCCAGGGAGUGAUGUGUCUCUGGACUCUGUCACCGCCGUGUCAGCUGUCAUGACACCAGCAGAAACGGUUCUAGCAACUAGUGAAGAUACACCGUCUGACGCUUCUUUAGUACAACCUCAAGUUUUAAACAAAGACACGCCAGACCAAGACAGCAACUUAGAAUUUAAAAUAACGUCGGAUAUGAAUGAAUCAUGUGAUUUUAGUACCGAAACAAAUUUUAAUCAUUCCAAACGUAACGAAAUUAUAAACAGAAGCCGUAUGGCGGUGAAUGAAAAAGUUGUACAGUUACCUGUGAUAGAAAGUUCGAACACCCAGGUCAAGCAGAAUGGGGUGGUAGGACUAACCAAUGGGCAGGCUGAUACGACGAGUUUAAAAACCACAACCCACAGAAAGAACAGUCGUGUGAAUAGCGUACCAUACUCUCCGCCGGCUAGUCUGUCGAAAGUCAUUCUAGAAGAAGACGAUUCGCCUCUGCCGAGAGAGACGAGCUACGCGGAGAAGACUGACUGUGGCGAACAUCCCAACCCUGAUGACCAGAGGAUGACAGCUGCAGUUGGCUUGCCGCAGCUGUGGAAGCAGGCCAACAGGCGUAAGUCUACGGCUUACAGGAUGCUGAGACUCAGGCGGAAACGAAGAAAUUAAUUAGAGCUUAAGUUUAAGACGGCGAGCUAUCUAAUUUAAUCAUCACAAAAAGUUGUCAACGGAUUUUCUUCUUCGCCAUAGAAGCAAUAUCUUUUAAUAUUCUGGUGAUGGUAACUAAAGAAUAGGACUUAGUUUGUAGCUUUAUGUCUAGGGUUACCUCCCCUGCAAUAUUAAUCAUACGAAAGUUCAACGAUUAAGUCCCUUGCAUCUAGAACCAUUUUGAAAUUUCACGGUUAUGUCCCAUGCAUCGUUAAAUUAUGAAAAUUCUUCCAUCCUCUUCAAACUACGCAAAAAGAAGGAAAUAAAAUUUCCACUUAAUUGUGAAAAAUGUACUGUUAUGAAACUUAUAUGGGCCUAAAUAUAUAUACAAUGUAUCUCCCGUGAUGCCUGGCAACU
This is a messenger RNA of Physella acuta, 2418 nucleotides long. RefSeq lists its product as uncharacterized. The record is from RefSeq and is a predicted model, not a curated record. Lineage: Eukaryota; Metazoa; Mollusca; Gastropoda; Physidae.